This is a messenger RNA of Seminavis robusta, 1868 nucleotides long. The record is from the annotation of a GenBank genome assembly. Lineage: Eukaryota; Bacillariophyta; Bacillariophyceae; Naviculales; Naviculaceae.
CAACGAAACCUCUUCCAAAGCUUUGAGGUCAGUCUUUGAUGAUAGUUCGGUAGAAGGACGAUAUCACUGGGCAAUCAAGAUGGCGAUGAAACAGAAGAAGAAGCGAAAGGAAAAGAAGAAGGAGAAGGAAUGUGAGAAAGAGAAAGAAAUCAGCACAUUGAAUGAUGCCAAUGGUACUGGAAUUGCCGCCAGGGAUGCCACACGAGCUGAAACUGUGAAGCCCAGCAAGCAAGAAAAGUUGAAGUCCGAGAAGUCCUUGUCGUCACCAGAAUCGGAAAACGUGAAUGAAAGUCAUGCCCAACCAGAGAAAGAUAAUGCAAAGGUAGGGAAACAUCCGAAGAAGAAACGAGAGCGGCAAGGAAGCAAACCAGAAGAAAAGGAAGCCUUGAUCGAUUCAAAGGACUCUAAGGAAACCAAAGAAAAGCAAAAAGGGCCAUCAGACAACAUCUCUAGUAAGGACAAGGAGGAAAAGAAAGACAAGAAAAGGCGCAAGAAGUCGCCGUCAUCAACCACAACAACAGCUGAGCAACAAUCUGAAAAAGCCAGUGAGGACGCGGCAGAGGCUUCCACGCCUCCUAGCAAGAAGAAGCAAAAAAAGAAACGAAAAAGACAAACAGACAAAGCCGAAGAAAAAGAGAACGUUGACAGCAGUCCUAAGGAUGCCAGCAUUGGACAGGACAGUGAAGCGGGAAACAACUUGACAAAGGAUGGUUCUACCGGCAUUGAAGGAAAUGAGGUUUGGAGCAAAAGCAAGAGGAAACGGAUGCGACGACUAAAGGCCAAGCAAAAGAAGCAAGCACAAACAAAAGUGACCGAAAGUGGUCAAAGCCAUACCAUGGAAAAGGAGCGUGAAAAGGCAACAAGCAGUGACAAUCCAAAAGAUUCACAAUCUGCAAAGCAGAAAGGUACUUCAGCUCUCCAAGAAAAAUAUGCUGCGCAGCUUACAGGGUCUCGUUUCCGUGUUCUCAAUGAAGAGCUUUAUACCACCACUUCAGCUACUGCAUUUGAACGAUUCAAGUCGCAACCUGAGCUGUUUGACCAAUACCACGAAGGAUUCCGUCAUCAAGUAGAGUCUUGGCCCUCCAACCCAGUCGAUGCAAUGUACCACUGGAUCACCAAAGAGUAUCCCAAGAACACAUCAUCAAAGGAUCAAACAACGGUGGUGGCCGACUUUGGGUGUGGAGAUGCUGAGCUGGCCAGACGCCUCAUUGAGGUCAAAAGUGACAAAACCAGCACUUGCCCUUUUCAGGUACAUUCUUUUGAUUUGGUGGCCAAGUCAGAUCUGGUCACAGCUUGUGACAUGGCCAAUGUCCCACUCAAGGACAAGUCUGUUGAUGUUGCAAUCUUUUGCUUGGCACUCAUGGGUACCAAUGCCACAGACUUCUUGAUUGAGGCACAUAGAGUCCUGAAGGUGGAUGGCAAGGUCAAAAUUGCGGAGGUCCGGUCGCGGUUUGAAACGACUCAUGCACCUGGGAAGAAGAGCAAGCAGGACACUAAGACAAGCAAUAGAAAGGACAACUACUACAACAACAGCAAUUCUGACGAUGAUCCUCUAAACCUCUUUGUUGAACAGCUCGACCAACUUGGAUUCAAGUGCCAGAAGAUUGAUAGAUCCAACAAAAUGUUUGUCCUGAUGGAACUCAAGAAGAAUGGCAACAAACCAGAUCAGAAAGUGAAUGUCCAAAUCAAACCAUGCAUCUACAAGAGAAGGUAGGAUUGACCCAGUUUCACAGUACCAGUAGGGUUUGUAGACAUAAACUUUUCGAUGGAUUGCUGGCAAAUAGCCUGCCUCUGUAGAACUACUGUAAGGUAGCGAAGUUCUCUAGUUCCACCAGUAGAAUACCUUCCAACUAAACAAUUGCCCUGCU